Leptinotarsa decemlineata (Colorado potato beetle) is the source of this 1284-nucleotide messenger RNA. Its product is annotated as zinc finger protein 583-like. Lineage: Eukaryota; Metazoa; Arthropoda; Insecta; Coleoptera; Chrysomelidae. The record is from RefSeq and is a predicted model, not a curated record.
AUGGCUAGUGAUUUAUAUGGAAGAACAAUGGAUAAAUCCAUCGAAACUACUUCAAAAAUGUUUUCCGAAUUGAAUUUUGUGAAAGCUGAACCAGAAGAAGCUAAAACGUUCGAUGAAUCUGGAAAGUUCGAUAUUAACUCAGUGAAAAUUGAACCACGAGGAGCUGAAAUGUUUCAUACUGGCUCCAUUACCAACCUGAAUUCGAUGGAUAAAAUCGGUUAUAAUAAAAGCAUUGGACAACACAGACAAAUGAAGAUGGAAGAUGAAAUGGACAUUGUUCACGAAGAUCUUAAGUGUGAAGUUGUAGAUGAAAAAAAUUUAUCAUGCUAUAUGCGAGCUGAGUGCUUGAGCCAAGAUGUGAAGCCACUCCUCUCGGAUCCUGCUGUACAAGGAGCAGACAUGUUUGGUACUGAUUUCUUCACUAACCCAAACUCAAUGGAUGGCAAAGAUGAUAACAAAAUCAUUGGUGAUCACGGGCAAAUGAAGAUGGACAAUGAAAUCGACAUUGUUCAUACCGACGAGAAACCAUUUCAGUGUGAUUUCUGUUUCGAGUCUUUUGCACAUAAUGUUACUUUGAAGAACCAUGAAAGGAUUCAUGAUGAAGACAGACUAUUUCAGUGUAAAAUUUGCAUGAAAUCCUUCACUAGAAGUGAUGGUUUGAAACUUCACGAAAGACGACAUACUGGUGAAAGACCUUUCCAGUGUUCGUUCUGUUCGAAAUUUUUCGCUCGUCUUGAUACCCUGAAAGUUCACGAAAGAACUCAUACCGGAGAAAAACCGUUCCAGUGUAGAAUCUGUUCGAAAUAUUUUACCCAAAGUGGUGAUUUAAAAGUUCACGAAAGAAGGCAUACUGGAGAAAAAUCGUUUCGGUGUACGAUGUGUCCAAAAUUAUUUGUUCAAAGUGGUGAACUGAAAAUUCAUGAAAGGAUUCAUACUGGAGAAAGAAGUUUUCAGUGCAAAAUCUGUCCAAAAUCAUUCGUUCAAAUUUGUGCUUUGAAAGUACAUGAACGAACUCAUACCGGAGAACAACCGUUUCAGUGUAAGGUUUGCCUGAAAUCUUACACUCAAAUUAGUUCUUUGAAAAUUCAUCAACGAAAACAUACUGGAGAUAAACCAUUCAAUUGUAGGAGCUGUUCAAAAUCUUUCAUGCAAAGUGGUGAUUUGAGAGCUCAUGAAAGAAUUCAUACCGGAGAAAAACCGUUUCAGUGUAAGAUUUGUCUCAAAUCUUACACUCAAAGUGGUUCUUUGAGAAUUCAUGAAAGAAAACAUACUGGAGAUAAAUGA